Messenger RNA from Alternaria burnsii, 306 nucleotides. RefSeq lists its product as uncharacterized. NCBI's taxonomy places the organism in Eukaryota, Fungi, Ascomycota, Dothideomycetes, Pleosporales, Pleosporaceae. The record is from RefSeq and is a predicted model, not a curated record. Bases 1 to 306 code for a protein of 101 amino acids. The transcript has 2 exons.
AUGCCAGUCAUCUUCGAUAAAAUGAAGCUGGUGCCACCCGAGCAAGCGCUACCCGAUUUCUCACAGAUCAGCGGUUUUUAUGGCCCUGGUGCUUGGGCUGCGUGGGUCAUCACAAUGGUAGCAUCGUGGAUACCCGUUGUCCAAGGCGAUUACACACACAACCUCCACUUCAUCGGGUAUGCAAUUUACACGAACUGGGCUGCGAUCGAUCUCAUGAGCCAAUUCAAUCGCGUCCUAGGAGACAAUGACGAUCUUUCAGUAGUAGAACAGCAUUCGGGCAGUUGUUGGUCUAUUUCUGGAUUGUAA